This is a messenger RNA of Brassica napus (rape), 791 nucleotides long. Its product is annotated as 60S ribosome subunit biogenesis protein NIP7 homolog. NCBI's taxonomy places the organism in Eukaryota, Viridiplantae, Streptophyta, Magnoliopsida, Brassicales, Brassicaceae. Gene Ontology annotation, biological process: ribosome assembly; ribosomal large subunit biogenesis. Gene Ontology annotation, molecular function: RNA binding. Gene Ontology annotation, cellular component: nucleolus; nucleus; preribosome, large subunit precursor. The record is from RefSeq and is a predicted model, not a curated record. The transcript has a single exon. Bases 83 to 646 code for a protein of 187 amino acids.
AACCCUACAAAGAGGAACUCAAAUCUCAGACAAAACAGAGCGCUGCUUCCUUGUCCUAAACCACCUUUCUCUCCAAAAAAAAAUGAGGCCUUUAGACGAGAACGAGACGACCGUCGUCUUCGAGAAGAUCUUCAAAUUCGUGGGCAACAACCUCAAGAACAUCGUCGAGAACCCCUCCCACGAAGGACCCGAAUCAGAGCCCGGCCGCUACUGCUUCCGCCUCCAGAAGAACAGAGUCUACUACGCGAGCGAGUCCCUCGUGAAGCGAGCCACGAACAUCUCCCGCAAAAACCUGGUCUCCCUCGGGACCUGCAUCGGGAAGUACACCCACGCGGGGAGCUUCCACCUGACGAUCAUGUCGCUCAACCUCUUGGCGGCGAACGCGAAGCACAAGGUGUGGCUGAAACCCACCUCGGAGAUGUCGUUUCUCUACGGGAACCACGUGUUGAAAGGAGGGCUAGGGAGGAUUACUGAUAGCAUUGUCCCCGGAGAUGGGGUUGUCGUGUUCUCCAUGUCUGAUGUUCCGUUGGGAUUUGGGAUUGCGGCGAAGAGUACGCAGGAUUGUCGGAAGUUGGAUCCGAAUGGUAUCGUUGUGCUUCAUCAGGCUGAUAUUGGAGAGUAUUUGAGGGAUGAAGACGAGCUUUGAAAAUGGUUGAAAGGUUUUUGUCUUUUCGAGGAGGAUCUUAGCUUUGGUUCUGCUUUGUUGUUUUAAUUUUCUUUUUUGGAGGUUUUGAGAUAUGUAACUGUUGCAAAAGUUGUGGUGGAUUUAUGAAAGUCUCGUUUUUUAUGAA